UACAAAGAAGGGAGAGGCAGGCUCCCGGGGAAGCCAUGCAAACAUGUGGAAGCAGCAGAGCGACCAGCUGAUCGUUCCUCCCAGUGAGAGGAGGAGUGACCACUGAUGCUCCACUAAUCUGCACCGGAGAGCAAAAUCAGACGACAGAAACAGUAGCUGCAGUACAGACGGACAGGCCAGACGUGUUUUUGCCUGCAGAGGAUGGGAAGGCUGGGGAGGAAGUGACACGUUCAAAGAGAAAACAAGAGCAGUUUAUAUUUAGAAUCCUUCUUGGUUGAGAGGGGGGACGAACGCUCAGUCAGGAACAAGAGCCAGCGUUCUCCAACUCAGAAGCGGCGCAGUGAUGUCCUGGUUGUCUCCGGUCCAGUGGGCCAAGUGGACGUGGUCGGCGGUGACGGGGGUUGCGGGGAACGACGGGCAGCUAGAUGACAAUUCCGACUCGGAGGGGACCUUUGAGACCCCAGAGGCUGAAUCUCCAGGUGUUGUGAAAUUGCUGAGUCAGCUGGACAACUCCACACACACAGAGCCCUUUGUCCACAAGAUUUCCAACCAGGAUGAAGUGGACGCCCUCAACAACCUGACCAACUCGUCCCCCAACAACAAUAGCUUUGGUCUGAGCCAAAAUCUCAAUCUGACUGUAACACCACCAUCAAAACCUCCCCCUCAAGCACAGAGGCCUCCAUCUCUGCCAGUCCACUCUGUGCUGAACAAACCCGAUCCCUCAGAGGUGGACGAUGAAGCUCCUGUGACCGCCGACCCGAAAUUAGUACCGAGCCAUGGUGACCACUCCCUGCAUCAUGACCUGCUCAACGGCAAUGUGACCUGCGAUCCAGUUAAGCAGGCCUGCAACCAGGAGUGCUCCAGUGAGGUCAGCAGUACAAUUAACAAAAAGUUAAGUAAAAUAAAGCCGGAUCAGCAAAAGGACCUGAGCGGAAAGGAUGGACAUGGCGGCCACGCUACGGACGAAGAGAAGCUGGCCAGCAGCACAGCUGUCAAACCGGACAAAGAGCAAAGCAUAUGCCAUGUGACCUCCAAACCAGAUGAUCCAGACAGCUGCACACUGCACAAUGAAGACCAGAGUGAAUGGAAAAACAAGUCCGAAGGAAGUGCGAUGCAAAAAACAGGAAGUCAGAUCCUGGACUCUAUCUGCAUCAGUGAGGAGGAGAAACAGGCCGUUCUCGCUCUCAUUAAAGAAGAGAUCAUCACCAAAGAGGUGGAAGUGAGCGAAUGGAAGGGGAAGUAUGAGGACCGCAGCCUCGAAGUCAAUGAGAUGAGAAAGAUUGUUGCCGAGUAUGAGAAGACAAUCGCUCAGAUGAUCGAGGACGAGCAAAGGAACAGCCUGAGCUUCCAGAAGUCUUUGCAUGCUGUGACCAUGGAGAAGGAAGCCGCCCUGGCAGACCUGAACUCGGUGGAACGCUCGCUGUCUGACAUCUUUCGGCGCUAUGAAAACAUGAAGAGCACCCUGGAAGGCUUUAAGAAAAAUGAAGAGGUGCUGAAGAAAUGUGCUCAGGAGUAUCUGGCCAGAGUCAAGCAGGAGGAGCAGCGAUACCAGACUCUCAAAGUCCAUGCUGAGGAGAAACUGGACAAGGCCAACGAGGAGAUCGCUCAGGUGCGCAUAAAGGCGAGCUCGGAAAACGUGGCGCUGACCGCCAGCCUGAGGAAAGAGCAAAUGAAGAACGAGUCGCUGGAACAAGCCCUGCUGCAGAAGAAUCAAGAGAUGGAGGAGCUCACUAAGAUUUGUGACGAGCUCAUCGCCAAAAUGGGAAAAGUAGACUGAAAGGAUCUUCCUGGGGCUCAACCAUGACUUCCUGUGCAUGCCUCCAACCGACAAGACGCUAAAACCCCCACCCACAGGUGUCUGCUCCUACUCCCUCUCUCUGAGAUCGUGCUAAUAGGGACUUUUUUCUCACCACUUUGUGGACCCCUCGGUUUUUUGGUCGUCCUGUCCCUGGACAACAAUGACCUGCUUGUGGCUUAGAUGAAAUUCCCAGCAGCUUUACGGCUAAAUUGUCAUGCAGCUCCUCCAGCAGGAUGACAUCCUUUUUGACUCCUAUUCAGAAGAUGCUCAGAGAAGCUUUGACAAGGGUUGUUUUACGUUCAAGCAACAACCUGAAUAGCGUAUUCUUCUGAGCCACGCUUGAGAAGUUUGUAUAGCAGAAAAGGCAGGCAAAGUCUAGUCCAAGAUUAUUCAUCUAGUGCGAAAGAUAUUUGCAGCAGAGUCCUAAAACCACUAAGACGCUGUCAUAUAAAUCAGAGAUGACAAACACUUUUUUAUCGUGUGCACACCACAGUCACAGAAGCCCUCGGAGGGCCGCGUCAUGAUAUUAUUUUUACACAAUUGCACCUUCAUUUGAUUAUCAUAGUUUACCAACAAAUUGAUGCCUUGAAAUUAGAAGUCAAUGUGAUAUUUUAGUUGGGCUUGUGUAGAAUCUAAUUUGUAAAAAAGCUUGGAAUAGCUUGUAUCAAAUAAUAUUAAGUUAAGAACUGCAUUUGCAUGCACUACAUUUUUUUCUCCAGUCAAAAUUGAAAUACAUUUAUCAAGAAAGAUGAAAUGCCUUAUUACACAUUAUAUUCAGGCUUUUCAUGGGCCAGUUUGACACCUGUGAUAAAGAUGAUCUUUGACUAGAUUUUUUGCAGUGGGUGCCUAAAGACAGCGAAGCGCUAAGUUAUUUCACGAAUUUAGCAAAUCUGACAAAAUGGACAAACAUCCAAUGUCCACUACAGAGAACGCUGGUUCUCAGGGCUAUACAAAGUCUGCCCCCUCAGUCUUUAGAUUUCUGAAAACCACUUAGUCGAAUAGCCUGGUCUAGUCAAAGCUGUACGAGAAUAAGGCUGAAAAGCUAGAUCAGGAGAAACAAUAUAUCUCAAUGUAACAGUAUUUUAAAAUCCUUCACAACUUAGUGUUGUAAAUGCACACAACUUUUAUCAGACAAUCAAUGAACACUGUGGCACUUGGUGGGUUUUUUAUGUUGCACUGCACCAGGACAUAGAGUGCUGACAACCACCAAGGCCAAACUCCUAUUUUGAUCAAAUUAUACAUCUCUAUACAAGUGCAGAUCUCCACCUCAGCUGAACUGAUAGUAAAACUAGAAGAGAAAACAUUUGUGGAGUGCGGAAUGUAAAAAUUCAAUCACACUUUUGUAUGUGAUUUAUUGUGAAUAUUCAGCUCACUUUUCCCACAUUUCUAUAUACAGUUAGCUUAUGUGAGAAAUGUUGAGUCUCAAUGGUAAAAUCAAAUCUUCCACGGUUCGGCAGUUAAAGAUGUGGGUGUGUCUUUGCGGACUGUGAGGUGAGGAAACAGUGGGAUAUUUGAAUACUUUCUAGAGAUUUAACAUUUAGAUUUAACAUUUAAAUCUAAAUUGAAAAUAUAGAUUUAACAUUUAGAUUUUACUGUACAUUUAGAUAUAGAUUUAACAUUUAGAUUCACCAUUUGAUUUAUACCUCAUAGGUCAAAAAAGUGAGCUUAAUGCGAAGAAACGGAGCUACCGGUAAAUAUUCAAAACAUAUCAGCUAUAAAAGUGUGAUCGGAUUUUUACAUUCAGCACCCCUAAAUUUCUGCAAUCAGCGUAAUCUGGAACAAGAAUGAAGCAGGAAAUGAUCACACACAACAAACACAAUAGACAACAAUCCUUGAAUGCCGAACAGUUAACUCCUGGUGCAUAUUAAAUAUAUGCUGUGAUUAGUUUCAGACAUGUUUAACACUUGGUUACAUUUGCACAAUUCCACACGUCCGAAAAGGGGUAGGAGGAACCAAGCGAGGCUUAUAUUUAAUCCUUCCUACCCCUUCUCUACAUCUAUUACUGAUCAUUUUUUUGCACCAUAACUUUUACAAGUUUGUUCACUGCCUGUAGGAAAAAAAGAAAUGUACUGGAAAAAUCCAAAUAGCAAAUAGGAGUUAGAAGUGACACUAUUUACUGUAACAUGUUUUCUAACAAGUGAAACAAGUUAUUAAGUGUCAUGGUGAAUGAAAUACUGUAAGAUGUUAGGAUUUAAUGGCUGGGUCAAUUUGCAUAAUGGCUUGUCUGCAGACUUUAACUGCAUACUUUAUGGUGUUUCCAUAAAGUAUGUAUUAUGUAGAUCCCCGUGAAAAAUUAUGACUUUAUUUUCACUCUAUAUUGGUUAACUAGCUAUUUGUAGGCCAUACUCCUGUUUUACUACCACACUCCCAAGUCAUUACAGAUAUUUUGCAUGUACAGCUCAUACAUUCAUAAAUGAUCAGAACACGAUGUGCCAUUCCAGAACCGCAGUUGCAUUGCAUUUGUAUGUUAUCUCAAUUUUGUGUUGGCACAGUGAAGGCGUACUGUGUAUGUAUACUUUUGAUUGAAGAAAUAAUAAAGAUAUCAUCUAGUC
Molecule: messenger RNA, 4350 nt
Organism: Nerophis lumbriciformis (worm pipefish)
Lineage: Eukaryota; Metazoa; Chordata; Actinopteri; Syngnathiformes; Syngnathidae
Product: transforming acidic coiled-coil-containing protein 1-like
Biological process (GO): mitotic spindle organization; nuclear migration; cerebral cortex development
Cellular component (GO): cytoplasm
Source: RefSeq, a predicted model, not a curated record